This is a messenger RNA of Anopheles stephensi (Asian malaria mosquito), 11896 nucleotides long. RefSeq names its product piezo-type mechanosensitive ion channel component (gene Piezo). NCBI's taxonomy places the organism in Eukaryota, Metazoa, Arthropoda, Insecta, Diptera, Culicidae. The transcript has 33 exons. The record is from RefSeq and is a predicted model, not a curated record. Bases 1752 to 11069 code for a protein of 3105 amino acids.
AACGGUUCGCGGUUUGUUUGUUGCCAACCUCCGUCCGAUACAGUCGCCGUGCGUGUCAAGUGUGUGCUGUGGUGGUCGAUCACACACUACAUAGUGGGGUGGGGUGAUACGAUCAACACUUCCCCCGGCUGGGCGUGUGUGUGUGCGUGCGUGAGCGUUUUUGUACGGUACGGCUUCCGGCGUUUGUAUCAGCGAGCAAAGCAACCGGGUGGUGCACACUUGCUGCGAAACAAUUCCGUCUGGUUACAUCUUCAUCGCGGUGCAGAAGACGGGACACCCAGUAGUCGGGUGUCGUUUAGAUCCCGUGCAAAUUCACCCUUGUGUGUGAGUGUGUUUGUGGCAAGAGUAGUGUCCGCCGUAGUGAAGAAGCCCUACGAGAAAAGGGAACCACCCGGAGCCCGGUGUGGUGAAUGGAAGUAAAUGUCAGUGUCCUUUCGGAGCCGCCUUCUGGAGCAAGUUUGUAUUAUUAGAAACAGUGUGAUUGCGUGUGGGUCUGUGUGCGCGGUGUUGUGCGCUGGUGUGUUGGUCGUUUUACAACCAUUUUAAUAGUGUGUUGUUUUGUUUCAAACACGGUCCAACCGCGACGGUGUCGGCGCAUGGAUAAAAAGGUGGGAAACAGCGUAGUAUCGCGUUACCUUGAGUUUGGCGUCGCGCGUUUUAACCGAAUUCGAUUCCAUUGGUUACGGGAACACGGUUUGGUGUGCUGUGCUGCAGUUGUGUACGGUGACACACACACACACACCAAACACACGCAAAUGGCCAUCGAUCGAACGAGCGAUCGCGGCGGUACUCAGCCGGCGCAACAUGACAUCUACUAAUUUGACAGUGUAAUAACUCUGUUCCGAUUCGAACCCCAAACGGUUGAAGCAGUUGGAUGCAUCGUCACGAGCAAGUCCAGAAAUUUCGAGCACGCUGCGACGGUAGAUGCUUUCUCGGGUGCAACUUACCCGCGGUGGUGCAUCGGCAGCAUACAUCGUAAGGCAGGAAAUCUCUUCACCCACGCCAAGGGAAAGCGAUGCACAAGAAGAAAAACCAACCGAGAGAAAAAGUGAAGUGAUAGACGAGGAAGAGUGCGAUAAGCGAAGCGUGUUGCGAAGUGAAAAUUUGACCCCAAAAAGGCGUCUGCAAAUAAUCGAAUAUCCAGCGGUCCAGUUUUCAUGCGCUGGUGUAGUGAAGUUGUUGUAAAAUAGCAAAGGAAAAGUGUUGUAAACAAAAUUUGUAACGAACCAAGAAGCCAGGAAACCAGUGCGGAGUGUUGCCUUAGAAACGGAAUAUUUUUGUGAGUGUUUCAAAACGAAAAGGGUUUUGAGCCCUAGUAAGCCUGGGGUGCAAUAUUGAAGUGAGCAGUAGGUGAUGUCUUGGAUGCCAAACGCAACCAAUAUGCCAAACCGAGUGUAGAAGCUUUCCUCCAUUUGCAGUAAUAUAAGUGCCGAUUGUGUAGUGUUGUGUGGAAAUUUUGGUAAAGUUCAGUCGAGGUCUUAACAGCGAUUAUCGAUAGAAACCCCCCCAUCGGUGGAUACAAUUCCGGAGUACAGUAAAUACUUUCCAGUGUAGACGCAGACCGGAUGGAUUCAUCAGCUAACGUAGGCAGUUAGUCUAUGAUCUCCAGGAGUCAUCCAGCUCAUCAUCAUCUCACAUGAAUCAACGCCUGGUGGAGAAGCAAUAGCGAAUGAGUCCGUACAGUUGAUAGAAGGCAACGUUCACACCCUCGUAUACCCUUCGGUAACCGGAAUCUUCCAAAAUCGUCCAGGAUGGCGAACUACUUCCUGUGCCUUGUUGUUCAACGGUUGGUUCUACCGCUCAUUCUGGCAACAUGUGUGCUGAUGAGACCGGUAGGACUGGCCAUUCCAUAUUUAAUAUUCCUACUAGCUAUACCGUAUGUGCCUAUUGCCAACAAAAAAACCAUCAUGGGAACAACUGGAACUUUCAUCAAGUUACUCACCUUGUACGCCAUACUGUACCUAGCGAUCACAGUCACUUUCCAGAUUGUACUGAUCUCCUUCCCGGGGAGUUCGGUUGUGCCGUGCAGUUUAGGUGAAAUUGUACUGCGCCACAUCGGCAUUGUGUCAUUUAACCAACUGGGCGCGUGGAUGGUGGUGUACUGGUUGGCACCGGAGGUGAUCCUUAUCUCCUGCGUGUUUGUCGUACACCUCGCACUGAGAAAGUUAACCGGGGUGAUCGUUCCUCGGGGGCAGCGGCGGCGGCGUGCAGGUGACGAUGCGAACAGCACCACCGCCCAGGACGAUACCGAACAGGGUAACGGUUCGGUGCAGGAGUCACAGGCUACGGGCGACCCGGCCGAGUCCGAACCACAGACGAGCCUCAUCAGUCCGGAACGGUUGCCUUUCUUCACGAAGCUGGGCGUGCUGCUCUCGAUGUGUAUGCUGUGUGUGGUGGGCAUCAUACAACCGUCCGCGCUCAGUGGAGUGUACUUUAUUGUGUUUCUGGGUGCUGCCUCGUGGUGGGCAUGCUACAAAAAGCUAGAUAGAGCCUUUGGAAUAGUGCUAAAGAUAACGUUGGUGUUUCUAGUCAUACAUAUAGUGCUGUUUCUGGCGUAUCAAAACCCAUGGCCGCAGGAAGUGUUGUACUUCAACGAUACGACGGCCCGCGUGCUCGGUCUCAAACCGAUCCUCAACUCAUCCUGUGACCUGGCGAACGGGACCGAUAUCCGGAACGUGUACUUCAACUCGGACUAUGACACGGAUGUGUACCUCAAUCCGAUCUUCCUGCUUCUGUGCUAUUACACCGUAACGAUGACUUCAUCGUUGCUACUACGAACAAGAAGCGAUAUGGCGAAGGAUAGAAAGCGGAUGGAUUUGUCGAGCCAGCUAGAGAACGGCAUUAGGCUGCAAAAUCAGAUUUCUUUCCGCAUGCAGCGCAAAAACAUCCUGCGCAAAACGCUCACCAGUGAUCGGUGGCGUGGUGCGGCACGGAAGGUGAAACUGAUGCGCCGAGGAACGCAUAGAAUUCGUGAUGCGUCGGCAAACGAUGGUAAAGAAGGCGGCGCUCAAACGGAUCAAAUAGCGUUAGAAACAUUAGCACGGAAUAAAACAAUUUCAGAAGAAGAAGAACCAUCCAGUUUCUUCGAGCAGGGGCUGCUGGCCAUUCGGAAUGUGGCCUCGUACAUUUAUAAGAAUAGUUACAUCUUUACGAACGUUAUCAUGAUGGUUUGGAGCAUUAUGUAUCACAGUUGGUUAACCUUCCUGCUGCUGCUGUGGGCCAACAUAAUCUGGAUUCUCCCGAACCAUCGAAGAAAUAUGCUGAUGACCAGCCCUCUCCUAGUGAUAUACGCCGAAUUCCUCCUGUUGGCACAGUUUAUCUACGGGAUGAAUUUGACCGAAGCUGAGCUACCGACAGUCAUAGAGGGCUCCGGCAUUAAUCUGGAAGAGGUGGGAUUCGUACGGCGGACCGAGUAUCCCUGCGUUCCACUGCUGGUGAAGUCACUUUUUACCACGAUGUUCUGGAUAUCGAUGCGGCAGCUGAUACAGGAGAAGCAAACGGAACGCCGGGAAUCGAUGAUCGCCAACAUGGCUGCCCCACUGCAGGUACCAGUGGGGGCGGCCACAACAGCUGCCACGGGCCCCCCGUCAGUGACCGAUCAACCGCCAAAGAAAAAAUCGUCCGCCGUUGUAGACAAAAUGGCGAAGUUUUUACGCUCACUUAUGAUAAAGUUUUGGAUCUGGGUGGUGGCGCUAACGUUAUUCCUGUCCGCGAUCAUCGGUAACCGGAUGACCAUGUUCCGGAUCCUGUACAUGGCGUUGUUUUUAUUCUUCGUACUUACAUUCCAGUUUUCGUUCCGAGUAUGGCGUAAAGUGAUGUUCACGUUUUGGCUUUUCGUUAUCAUGUACUCGAUGGGAAUUUUGAUUUUGGUGUAUCUGCACCAGUUUGAACAGUUCCCGCGGUACUGGGAAGCGAUAGGAAUAUCGAAGGAAUUGCAAGAAGAUUUGGGACUGGAAAUCUUCAAAACCGGUCAGCUGUUCCUACACCUGGUCAAUCCCACGCUGGUCGUCAUCAUAACCGUCAUACAGCUGCACUACUGUCACGAGCGCUUUUUGAUUAUUAGCGAAAUACCAACCGUCCAAACCGAGGAUCAUUCGGAUGAUGAAGACAAACAAGAGCCGGUGACAGCGCCGGCAACCGAUGGGCCUUCGUACGGGACAUUUGCAAACCCCGAAACUGCCGUCAUUGACGAUGCCAACGAACCAGUGGGCCAAUCCGCAACUGUAGCAGCGGAAGGUCAAGCUACUACUUCUCCAGCAAAGACUUCACCGAAUGCUCAAACCAAUGUGGACGAGGAUGACGAUGAGCAGAGUGAGAAGAUUGAAGAUUUCCGGUUCCGUAAGCUCUCCCGCCAGGAAAUUACCGGGUUCGCACGCAAGGCGUGGAAAAUGUUGCUUGACCUGCUGGAGCUAACAUGGCUGUUCUUCGAGAUUCACAUGCUGAAGAUUGUGCUGAUAGUGGCAUUCUCGUUGAGCGUCAACUCCGUCAACCUGCUGCACAUUGUGUACGUGGUGCUGUCCGUGUUCACGGUAAAGACGCACACCACCGGCAAAGAUUCGCUGAUGUACAUCCAGGUGAUCAGGAUAACGCGCAUCAUGUCGCUGUUCUCCGCCAUUAUGCUGCUCGCCACCAUGGUGUAUCAGGUGAAGUACAUCAAGGUGGAAUGGUUCGUAAGCGAGUGCCCGAAUAUCGAUGCGAACACAACCCGAAUGGACAUGAACAACCUCAAGUGGGCCGGAAUGCGCAAAACGGCAGACGUGGAAACGUUGUCCGAUCUGCUGAGACCGUAUCUGGUGUACAUUUUGAUCGUGACCGUACAUACGGUGACGAUCUUGCGCCAAACGAUACAUCGCAUCCGGCUCGGGCAGUCGCCCAAAACACCGUCGCUAAUGUUCCCGCGCAUCGUGCGUGCCGACGCGGACAAGGAUAUACCGCGGAUGGUACAGUAUCUGUUUAACUACGGGUACUACAAGUUUGGGGUGGAGAUUUCGCUCGUCUCGUUGAUAGUGGUGAUCGGCAAUCGGAUGGAUGUGCUGUCGAUUUUCUACGCCAUCUGGCUCGCGGCCAUGUUCCACAUGACGCGGGCCAGCCUGCAGCGACUGUGGAAACCGCUGACGUGGUUCAUCGUGGUCGUCAUACCGAUACAGUACCUGCUGUUUAUCGGGCUGCCGCCAUUCGCGUGCGUCAACUAUCCGUGGUUCAUAGCGCAGCUGGAUCACUUCCGGAUAUGGGCGAUGCUGCCGGAAAAUACGACCGAGUUUCGCAGCUUCGCCAACAAGAUGGUGUCGGACUUUGUGUUGCUCAUGUUUCUCUGCCGGCAAACGGUCGUGUUUCGGCUGGAGACGAACCCACCGCGGGGUUUUGGUGGAGGCAGCAAUCAGUCGGUGUUGGAGGAUUUCAAAAAGCUCGACGAGGGCAACCUUCAGAACCCGACGCCGGAUUUCAUCACGAAGGUGCGCAAUUGGCUGGAUAUGGCAAAGCGGACGUUGUUUUUGGUGUCGUUUUGGUUUACGCUGGCGGUGGUGUUUCUGACCGGCUCGAGUCGGGUGAAUCUGUUCUCGAUCGGGUAUCUCAUCGGUGCGUUCUUCUUCCUGUGGCAAGGAACCGAUUUCUAUCUACACUCGAUCGAGUACAUUUUGAAGCGGUGGAACAUCCUGAUAUGCUACAACGUGUUCGUGAUCGGUGCCAAAGCGCUGCUGCAACUGUUCGGUUGUCUGUUUCUGGAAAACUUGGUGAACAACAACUGUUGGGUAAUGCAGUUGCUAGGCAUGAACUGCUUAUCCUCCGCCCUUCCGCCCCUACCGCCCGGUACGGUCGAUCCCGGCGAACAGUGCAACAUUCCGGACCCGUCCGAUGCGGGACUGUUUUGGGAUGGGAUGUGUUUCGCCUUUCUACUGCUGCAGCGACGUCUAUUCUCCAGCCACUACUUCUGUCACAUCAUCAACGAGUCGAAGGCGAGCAAAUAUUUGGCGUCAAGAGGUGCCGAGCUGAUCGAGGAACUGCGCAUCAAAGAAAGUGCCCAGGAAGCGGAACGUGAGCGACAGAUACUGGAAAAAAUUAAGGCCAAGAUGGACCGUAUCAAGGCGACGCAGCAGAAAAUUCUGGAAGCCGUGCAGGAUCCUGCCACCCAUGCGAUAGGAUACCAUACGCCGAUAGAGGACGAGAUAGCGGCCAAUUCAAUGUUUAUCGAGGGCGAGGGCCUGUCGGAAAUGCCUUCGGACAAUGGUGGGCUAACGGUGGGACGCGGAUCGUACCAAACGCAGGUACCAUCUCCCAGCUCUGCUCUUAUGACGGUCUCGCUCGAUGCUUAUCUGGACCCACAGCGAAUGUCGUUCGAUUCGCCCAACGAUUUAAUGGCACGGGUUUGCAGUCCCGACGAUACGUUCCCCGUGUUUUCACCGCCACCGUUUGAAAAGGAGCAACCGCCUUUCGUGGCCACCAGUACGAACAACACGCUGAUGCCACCAACGAAAACGGCUCUACAAACUCGGCAACACCGACGACAGUCAAGUCUGAAUGCUGUGUCGUGGCCAGCAAAUAAUGAGCUUACUGUCAGCCCGAAGGCUCAGCAUCGCACAAUCCCUACCGGCAAUAGCUACGUGCCUCCAGAAGAACCUGCCAACGGUCGCGAUAAUGAUCAAUCGCAGCAACCUUCGCAAUCGCCGCGUUCGCCCCGCUCGCCUCGUUCGGCUACCUUCGCCCCAAAUCAACCACGCCACCGACGGCUGUCGAGCAUGGGAUCCGGUUCCGGCGUGCCGGAUGAGCUGACCGGCGCCGAUGCGAUCGGUGCGCGCCGUCGCUCGAGCUUCCUGGUGUCACUGUUCGUGGAUGAGGAUACCACGCGGUACGAUGAGGUAACGACCACCGCGAACGGUGGCCCCACAUCUCGGCGACGGUCGCGCUCGCGCAGCUUCUGGGGUCCGGUCGGGGAAGCCGGUUUGCGGGACUCGAUCCGAUCCGCUCGUUCGCGCUCGCCCGUAUCACACCACGAGUAUACUGUCGACCAUAGGUCGAGUUUGAAGCGCAAAAUAUCGGAACACCGACCAACGGCGAUACGAUCCGGUGACUACUACAUGUUCGAGGAGGUCGAGCAAGAGUUUGAGCUGGACCUGAUGGAACCGCACGAGUAUGAGGACGAUUUGGAGGAAAAGUCACAAAAAGAUCAACGUCUGCGCCACAGGCUAACGCUCGGCAGGUUGGCCGCCCAAUUACGCAGACAAAGGCAGCAGGAGGUGUAUGAGCUUGCGUACGGCACCCGUACUGAUAAUGACGACACUAAUGCGGUCGAUCAGCCUCCCACACUAGCGUCCAGCGAUCUGCCGCCGGAGGAUCAACCAUCAGCCCCAUUGCGUCGGCGCCUUUCGUCACCGGUCGUUUUACGGCGCGCCCAGCCAGCCACGCUGGGGGCCACCGAUGGUGGUGGUGGCGGUGGCACGGAUGACUAUACCGUCCCGGCGGAACGGUCCGCCAUUUCCGAACCUUUACCACACCAUUCGGCUCAUUCAGGUACUCGGUUACGAAAACCAACCGCGCUGGAUGCACCAGAUGCACAGGCAGCAGGCACAAGCCGGGAGCUGCACGCACAACAGUCCCUGACGGACGAAGAGGCACGUCUACUAAGCGACGAAGAGGACGAGGUGGAAGGCCGGAAGGAAGCGGCUCCCGAGGAAAAGAAGAGCAAAUUUUCCCUGUCAGGAUUAGCGCUGAUACCGGCGUUUUUGGCCGGUGCCGUUGGUUCCCUUACGUUACGGUUACAUCGUGCUUCGCGUAACUACCGUUACGUGAUGCGAGUGCUGACCCGUGAAAAGCAGGUGCUGAAAGAGACGCCCGGUUUCGGUGUCGGUAUCCGCGAUAAGGAUGGUGUAUGGACGCACUGUGUUUCCCGAACGGCUAGUAGUACUUCACCACAGCCCGAAGGUUCGGCCCAUUCGGGCACGGCACAGUCCGGCUCUAGUAGCAGUAGUCUAUUGUCCCGUCCCGGUUCGCUUGCAUCCAUCAGUAGAUUCAACAGUAGUAACGUUAACGACCCCACCGACUACGAACGGGACUAUGCGGAAGCGGAACAGCCCCCGUCCGCCGUACCAUCGUCGCCGGCGGUAACGUUUACGGUGUCCGAAGUACGGGCGGACACGUCGGUGACCGAAAGCGAGGCAAGACCGAACACGAUCCGCGAUCUGCAGGAAUACUGUACCGAACGACAGCCUCCCGGGGAUGAAGGACUGCAUACAGUAAGUGGAUUGGGAGCGGCACUAGCGAUGAUCAGCCGCAAAGAUCCGCUAAGGGAAGAACUCGAAUCAUACUAUCACCGUAGGCGCAGUAAUAGUUUACUACCCGAGAUACUGAUCUCGGCACCGUCGGCCGAACGCGGUCUGGACGAAGAUGGGAUACCGUACCGCUACUAUUCCAAUGAUACGCUGGACAGCAAAACCGAUGGUAGCUCAACGGAUGCCGUCAAACGUACGCUUGACGAGGUGAGCUCCGAGGAAGACUUCACAUCGCGCAAACACUCCGUACUGUUUGAGCUGUUCCAGGCGGCGUGGUACGCCAUUAUGUCGCACACCGACUUUAUUUGCUACUUUGUAGUGUUUUUGAAUCAGGUAAACUCGGCUAGUUUGCUGUCACUGCCACUCCCGCUGAUGGUAACGCUCUGGGGUACGCUAACGUUCCCCCGGCCAGCACAAACCUUCUGGACGAUGCUGAUCGCUUACACGCAGAUGGUGGUGCUGGUGAAGUGUAUCGGUCAGUUUGAGAUGUUCUGGUGGAACCAAACACCGAUUCCCUCCAACCAACCGUUCCACGUGGCACGCUUGUUCGGCAUUGAGCGCAAGGAUGGCUAUGCAACGUACGAUCUUAUCCUUCUGCUGAUGCUGUACUGUCAUCGGUUUAUACUGAAAUCGCUCGGCCUGUGGAAAUCGGACCCAUCAGAUGAACCUGCCCUUGCGGAGGGACUCUAUCAGGUCGAUCCGAACGACGAGCGUGCAAAGGCGCUGAUGGCGAUGGCGGAGGAAAAUGAGAGAAAGCGAGAAACACUGGAAAUUCGUCCACCGGAUGAGCUGACCGGGCUAUCGAUGGUGAAAAUCAACGAAAAGGAUGGAACGAUCGUAGAGGAACCGACGAGCCAAAACGAUGGGAACGUCCUGUGCGUAACGAUUCACAGCGAACCAACGAAAAAGUAUUUCCCGCAAAUAGCGAAGGAAGCAUUCGUCCGCUACUCGGCCGCACUGUCCGCGUUCUUCAAGCAGCUGCUCGAUCGUACCUCGCGCAAAACAACCGACGUGUACGGAUACAUGUUUCUGUGCGAUUUUAUCAACUUUUUCGUGAUCCUGUUCGGUUUCUCUUCCUUUGGGACACAAGAUGGCGACGGUGGCGUGUUGUCCUACUUUGAAGAGAAUCGUGUCCCGGUCACGUUCCUGGUGAUGUUGCUCAUUCAGUUCUUCCUGAUCGUGGUCGACCGGGCGCUGUACCUGCGGAAGCACAUCACCGGCAAAAUUGUGUUCCAAUUCAUUCUCAUCAUCGGUCUGCACGUGUGGAUGUUCUUCGUGCUACCGGCGACCACCGAGCGUAGCUUCAACGCCACUACACCGCCCGUGCUGUACUACAUGAUAAAGUGUUUCUAUCUGCUGUUUUCGGCGUACCAGAUCCGGUGCGGCUAUCCGGCCCGCAUUCUGGGCAACUUCCUUACGAAGGGCUUUACGAUGGCAAACUUUUCGGGCUUCAAGCUGUUCAUGACGGUGCCGUUCCUGUUCGAGCUGCGUACGCUGAUGGAUUGGAUCUGGACGGACACGUCGAUGACGCUGUUCGAUUGGCUAAAGAUGGAGGACAUCUUUUCGAACGUGUAUCAGCUGAAGUGUAUGCGCCAGCUGGAGGAAGAUCUGCCGGCACCGCGCGGCCAGAAGAAGGGCUCGAUGGUGAAGUAUCUGAUGGGUGGUGGUAUGAUGCUGGGCAUCAUCUUUCUGAUCUGGUUCCCGCUGGCACUGUUCGCGUUCAGCAAUGCGGUCGGUCAGCCAAACAUUCCGCACGAUGUGUCGGUGGAGCUGCGGAUCGGAACGUACGAACCGGUGUAUGCGAUGAGUGCGCAGAAUAAUAGCAUUUACGGAUUAACGCCAAACAAUUGGUCAAACUUUACUACCCCGUUCAUGGAGCGUGCGGCCCAAACGUUCCUGUCGAACUAUGAGCCGGCGGAUGUGGCGGCGGUCCAGCUCGGCAUAAGCUCCACCUCGAUCUGGAACAUUUCACCGCCCGAUCGGAACCGGUUGCUGAACGAUUUGAUAAACAACGUGACGCUGACGUGUCGGUUCCGGUACACGAUCAGCCGGAUGACAAACUCGAAGGAAAAUCCGGGCGUUAUAUCGGAGGAACGAACGUACCAGCUGGAGGAUGGGCCUGCACGGCAAGCGCUGAUCAAUUCGCUCACGCGCAAGAAGGAUGAAGAUAUGGCGCUGCUGAUGAACAUUAUGCCCAAGUUUUUGCGUGUGCAGAACAGUGGCUCGAUACGGCCCGUUCAUCAGCUGGUGAAAACGGCCGAUGGUGAUGAAGCGGAUGAGAACUACCGGAACAUGCAGCUGAGACAGCUGUACAUGGACGAUAAGUCCAACGUGAGCUGGUGGGAAGCAACGGAGGAUUGUACCGAUACGCUGUACGAGAAAUACUUUUCCCGCUUGCCGUUUGCCGAUUGUACCAACUAUUUGGUGAUUUACAUGUUCAACGAUAAAAUUUUCCCCAGCACCAUCAGUUCAAUCGCUGCAGGAGGCAUCAUCGGCAUCUACUCGACGAUGAUUCUCGUGUUCUCGCGCAUGCUCCGGACCAGCAUCUUCUCCGGUGCUAGUUCUAAAAUUAUGUUCGAAGAUCUACCGUACGUCGAUCGGGUGCUGCAGCUCUGUCUGGACAUCUAUCUCGUGCGCGAAUCGUCCGAGUUUACGCUCGAGGAAGAUCUGUUUGCCAAAUUACUGUUCCUCUAUCGAUCGCCGGAAACGAUGAUCAAGUGGACGAGGCCCAAGAACGAAGGUGGUGGUGACGAUGAAACGGACACAAUGACCGAACAGGAAGCAUCACGCCCCAAGCAGGAGUAAAUCUUGCGACAGGGAAUAUGGUGCUUUGAGUGGGAUGAUAUUUUGUUUUUGUUUGUGAUAGAAAAAACAACUUUCCACGACGGGUGGUGGGUUAGAACAGAUGGGAAAGAUGUUUCGAUAUGGAGUAAUUUCGUUACUGAUCUUUGUUAAGUUAUAUCGGUUAGUUGGAUGAAGGCGUGUUUUUUGAAGCAAUAAACAAGGAGGGCGAUGGACGAGAAAGAUGUUUAUAGGUAAAACGAGUUGAUAGAUGAAGACAAUCGACAGGAAGGUGUAAGAUUCGAACGGCAAGUGGUUAAAUUGUGAAAUACCAGCAAGCGAUUUAAAUGGUCUUUGUAUAUAAUCAUCAUGGGAGACGACUAGAAAACACCCAACAAAAAAAAAAAACGAGCUCGUUUCAUUUACAUAUCGCUCUCGAACGUACGAACGGCUAUAUUAUAGUGCUAGAAUUAAAUUCGGAAGCUAGUCGAACGGUGGAACGCGCCAUGUCCAAGACGUGGGAACCAGCAGUCAUUCAUUAGUACCAUAACUUAUUCACCUCUCACACUCUAUACUUGUUACACCCGGGUUUUUGCUUCAUCGUUUUGCUUCCUUCUCCCCACGGUCACGUUAAAUUAUUGCAGUACAAAUGAAGAAUUAAUAUACGGCGCGAGAAGAAACGGUGAGGUCUCUUGUUCGAGCGUUCAGAACGGAUGAACCAAUAUCAUAGGAUAGGGGAAAAAAUGUCAAAGAAACGUUCACGAUUUGUUUGUUUCAAGAAAUUGUAUCAUUUUAUCGCGCGUAAUUCAAUCGAAAUUUGUAAUGUUGAAUAAAGAAAAUCGAAAAGAAAA